AUGUGGAUGAAAUUUCUUCAUGAGUCAGAUAUAUCAACGGACGAAAAUACUCUUGUGCAAUAUUGUACAACACUAUCAAGUCGAUUUACGACAAUCGAUGAAAUUUUAACUGUCAGUGAAAAUGAUCUAAUCAAUCUUGGUAUAACAAAUCAAUACGAUCGAAUUUGUUUAAUCAAACAAGCACAUCUAUUUGACGAUAAAGAAAAUCUACCAUUAACCAGACACUCAGCAGCUUCCAAUUAUAUUCAUGAACAUUGGCUUGCAAAUAAUCAAUCAACACCCGUCAAUCCACAAUCGAAAUGUAGUUUAUCUCCAGCAUUACUUUCUCGAAUCUCAUUCAAUGAUCAUGCUUCAUGUGAUGAUGUAACGCUGAUCCAUUCAAGUCACUCCUGUGAACAUUUGCAAACGCCAAAACGAGUUGAUCACAAUGACAAAAUUCAAACAUUACUUGAAUCAUGUCAAAAACGUACACCACCGACAUCCACACGUGGUCUACGAGCGAUGAAAUCUCUUUCGAAUACAAUAGCAUUACAAAAGAAAAUUCUCGCUGGUAAUGAUCGACUGAAACGAUUGACCUUAUCACGGUCAAUGAUUAAACGACAGACAGCAUUGAUCACGAAAAAAGUAUCGAACUUAACCAGUAAAUUUAGUAAUCCAUUUGCGAAGAAAACCAAUAAAAAUGAUUUGAAAACAUCAGACAAGCCAAUUCAAAUUGCACAACAAUCCAAAGCUGGUAGUAGCGAGAAUUUAUUAUCUCAUAUCGAUGCAAUCGAAUCGAAAUAUGCACUUUCAUCUGCUCAAACGAUACCAACGAGAAAAUUUAAACUCGGCGCACCGACGACCUUUCUCACCCGGUCACUUGCGAAUCAUGCUCAGAAAGAAUGA
Molecule: messenger RNA, 885 nt
Organism: Adineta ricciae
Lineage: Eukaryota; Metazoa; Rotifera; Eurotatoria; Adinetida; Adinetidae
Source: the annotation of a GenBank genome assembly